CUCCCACAAAGCCAUCUUUGUAGCCUUUUCCUAAGGAUUGCUUGUUCCAUAGCUCCAAGAGGUCACAGGUUACAGAGGAAUCCAAAGAAACAGGAAAUGGAGCUUCCCCGCUCCACUUUCAAAUGUUAAAAACCUGUUUCCUUUCUGCACCACAAACAAAAAUCCCCAGAUGGGCCAUUCUCUGCAGGUUCAUUGUGAAAGCAACAGUUUGAAGGGGAAGAGGCAGGAGAAGCCAGCUACAAAAACUUACUAAGGGACUUGUUAAUUCAAACAAGCCAAGAGAAUGAAGGAGGUACUCUUGAUUUUGGUGUUAUUGUGCCUAAAAUGGAGCAGCACAGGGGCCAAUUCAACUGGCAUGGCCCUUACUACAUCUGUGGAAAGUGAAAUGGAAACAAGUCAGCCUGAUUUGACUUUGACCAGAAUAAAGGGAUUCGUAUUGACAACACCUUUGCCUCCUACCACAGAGAAGUCGACUGUUUUAGAAAACACAACUCAGGUGGUGGAUGAAAAACAUGGUUCUCCUUCACUUGUGGAAGAAAUUCAAGGAUUGCAAAUGCCAGCAGCAACAUUGAAGAAGACAUCUUUAAAUCGUACAAAUCCUAGUGGUGGCAACAUUAACAGUGAUUUUUCAAAUGGAAAACCAUCUGUUUUAUCGAACAGCACAAAAACUCAAGCACAAAUCAUUCCUCGAAAAGGUCCUCUUGAAAGGGAAGCUUUGAAAGGAGCAACGGUGAGCAGAUCGUCUAGACAAUCAGGUUACAACAGCAUCAGCAGCAAGCCAAAUGCGGACUUGAAAAAACCUAGCUUUGAAACCACCAGGGGGAAGAACUGGUGUGCCUAUGUUCACACAAGACUCCAGCCCACCAUCGUAGUUGACAAUAUACAAAGCUAUGCAUCAGGCAGAUCCAACCCAUGCAACUGGAUAACAGGACCCUGUGGAUCAAGCUCCCAGUCAAGGACUCACCAAGCUUACCGGAUCAAACAUAUGAUAGUGACAUCACUGGAAUGGAAGUGCUGCCCUGGAUAUAGUGGUGGAACGUGCCAGCCCAAAGCUCAACAGGAUCAAUUGCCUAUGCACAGUAACCAGGUGGAGAGCAACACAGCUGUCAAUGGAGGGGCACCAGGAAACCCACAGCAGCAACGGGAACAGCAGGAUCCCAGCGACCCAGCAGUUGCGCAAAAAAUGAAUGAACAGAUUAGCAGCCAGGAGAUGAAACUGACUUUACUACAGAAGAAGGUUGACAACAUUUCGGUCGUCAUGAGCGAUGUGAGCAAGACACUCUCCUCUCUGGAAGGCAAAAUCAAUGAAGAUAAGGGCAGAGACUUCCAGGCUUUUCUGAAAGGUCUCAAGUCCAAAAGCAUUACUGAACUAGUCCAAGAAAUUGUAAAAGAACAGUUCAAAUUCCUCCAAAGUGACAUGCAAGAAACAGUGGCCCAGAUUUUCAAGAUUGUUUCUGGUCUGUCUGAUGAUAUUGAAAACACUAAAGAGCUGAUCAAGAGAUUGAAUGUUUCUCAGCAAAAAAUUGUCACAGAGAUAACACAUAGACCUACGAAGGUAGAAAUCCAAGAGAUAAGAAAUGAGAUUCUACAUAUUGAACAAGACAUCAGCUUUACAUGUGACAAGCCAAUCAAAGUCUUGCAGGAAAAGCAGAGGUCUAUGGAAGUCGCCUUGGAGCAUCAAAGUUCAAAGAGCAAUCUUUAUUAUGAAUCUCUGAACAAAAGUCUAAGUCAAAUGAAAGAGGUACAUGAACAGCUCUUAUCAGCUGAACAGAGGUCAGACCAAAAUGUCCCGACAGCAGGUAAAUCGGUGAGUGAUAACCUUACCGAUUACAUGAUCAGUUUACAUGAGAAAGUGAAAAAACAGAGUCUGAUGGUUCUGCAAUUGCAUGAUGACCUCAGAGUCCAAGACAGCAAAAUUAGCAAUCUCACAAUAACAUUAGAGAUUCAGAAAGAUACCUUGGAAGAAGAAUGCAAUGGCAUGUUGUCCAAAUGCAAGAGUGAUUUUGAAAUGCAACUGAAGGGCAUGGAGGAGAAUAUGCGUUCUUUAAAUAAAACACUGGAGAAUCUUGUGUUUCCCUUGGAUGAGAAGAUGGACAAAAUGAAUGAGCAAAUUAAUGACCUCUGCUAUGAUAUGGAGAUUCUCCAACCUUUGAUUGAGCAGGGUGUUCCUUUCAGCUCUAACUCAGAGUAUGAGCAGCAGAUUGAAACAGAAGCUAUAAACAGAAAGUUGGAAAACUUAACUAGUGUUGUGACAAUACUAAAUUCUACCAUUCAAGAGCUCACUAAAAAUCAGAAACAGUUGAAAACUGAUGCUCAGGCUCAUGAUGAAAUGUCGGAAAGACGUAUUAAUGAAUGUUUCGUUUUAGUUGAGGAUGGCAUAAAUAAGACAUUGACAGUUUUGAAUGAGGCCGUUGAUUCAAUCCGAGAUAACUAUGUCCUAAAAGAAACACUGAGUACUUUCAAAAAUGAGACAGAAGCCUGCUGCAGUUGGGUUGAGACAGUGGAAAGUGUAUCAGCAUUGGUCCCUCAAUUCCAACAGAUGAAUGAAUCCCUUCAGAUACUAAUAAAUGGAAACCACAAACUUGACUUUACUUCAAAAAUAAUUAGAAAUCCUUCAGAGGCUUCACCUGAUGAAAACAUUCCUCAUGCCAGCCCAGUUCGCCAUGAUCAAAGCAAAAUAUCAUUAACUUUGCAAGGGCAUCAACAAGAAAUAGGGCACCUUGAUGAGAAACAGGUGCAUCCCAUGCAGGAACACAAGGAUUACGAAGUUCGCCUGCAGGUUGUGGAAGCAAAAAUAAACAAGUUUUUGGUAAACAAUUGUGUCUCAGUAAGAAAUGUCAAAGCUGCUGCAACAGAAAAUGAGAAAGUAGUCUCAGGACAGCUUCAGGCAUUGAGUUCAAGAAUCAGGGCACUUGAAGCCAAAUCCAUACGGUUGUCUCUGAGCAUGCCUCUGAUAAAUAAGACUGCCUAUGAAGCUUGGGGCUUGUGUAAGGAUGUCUCUGGAAGCAUUCAAGCCAUGAAUGCCAGCAUUCCCAGAAUGAUGAAACUUCCUCAUCCAGAUACUUUGUUGUUUCAGAAAGGCAUAGAAGAACUUACUGAAUCUAUGCUGGAGGUCAAAGCUGGCAUGAUCCUGUCCAAUCUAACUUGGUAUGUAGACAGAUCCCUUGCUGAUGCAGCAGACAGAAUUACCAAACGUCUAAAGGCAGUCCCUGCAGUUUCUAAGAAACCACCACCAGUAAAAAAGAUGCCAGUGAACACUACUGCAAACCAAGCUGGACGGAGUCAGAGAAACACAGAUAAUACCCUAGAUACAGGUGACUAUUGCAGUAGCUCUCCGUGCAAUAAUGGGGGGACCUGUGUCAAUGAAAGACGGGGUUUUGUCUGCGCUUGUCGCUAUCCCUUUGGUGGAGUCAAUUGCAGCACAAAGAUGACGGAGGAAAAUGCUCCAGCCAUAGAUUUUUCAAAAGGCUCUUACCGGUAUGCACCAAUGGUGGCCUUUUUUGCUUCACAUACCUAUGGAAUGAAUUCUCCAGGCCCUAUUCGAUUCAACAAUCUGGAUGUCAACUAUGGGUCCUCCUAUGUCCCAGCAAAUGGAAGGUUCCGUGUGCCAUAUCUUGGCGUUUAUGUCUUUGAAUACACCGUUGAAUCAAGCAGCCCACUCUUCUCAGGAUAUUUGGUGGUUGAUGGAAUAGAUAAGCUAGCUUUCCGUUCUGAAAAUGCAAAUGAUAACAAGUAUGUUGAGAGGGUCAUUACUGGUGAUGCCUUACUGGAACUGAACUAUGGACAAGAAGUUUGGCUCAGGCUGGCAACAGGUUCUAUCCCAGCAAAAUAUCCACCCAUAACUACAUUUACUGGUUAUUUAUUGUACCGUACAUAAACCAGUUGCAUACAAAAGCUUGUCUUCUACGAAGGAAACACUUUGGUUCUUCUUUGCUUGAAUCUUGUUCCAUGCAGUGAAAUGAAUCACAUUUAAGGUUACCACCUUCUUUUGUAGGUCUCUUCUAUCUUUGACUUGUGUAACAGAAAGAAAUUAGAUGUAAAAAAUCUUUGCCAUCUCUCCUGUAUAAGAAAAAAAGUUGACUUAAAUCAUAUUAGUCCCAACUAAAAUAGAUCAAUUGGAUUUACUAAUGUAUUGACUCUUCAUUCAGCGAUGGUUUCAAUUGAUCUGCUCUUGUUGGGUCUAAUCCAAAGGAUUAUGGAAUAUAUUGGUUUCGUUUCCACUCAUCAACCAGUUUCUUUAUUUUUCAUUGCUACUUCUUUUCUAGAAUCUCCAGCGAAAAAUAAGUGGCAACUGUAAUCUCAUCUGAAACCCCUCCAUGCUUGCUAUCUCAUUUUACCUUGUAUUGGGUCAGUUUGUAAAUAGCUCUCCCAGGUAACUUGUUAUAGGAAUAUUUUCUAUAUACUCUGCUAUUUUCUGCUAUACUCAGCUAAAACAUGGGCCUUGGCUCAGAAAACUAAGAAUUAAGGGGCAACAUCAUAACCUCCACUCACUUGUAUUUCAUUUAAGACUCACAACUGAGUUUACUGUUGUUGCACAGAAAUGCACUUCCAGAUUUGUCAUAGUCCCUCAGCAGUUUAAAAUUGAAGGUGAAGAAAAUCUCUGUUCUUUUCUUCUCCCCCACCUCCUCCUCCUCCCUUGUCCCUUUCACCACCAAAGCAUGGUCAAUCCACUGAAAAUCCCAAAUUCUGUUACUGGCUUCUGAUCCACCUUCUGGCUUGUUCCAAUCUGCUUUACAAACUAGUCAGAUCACAAUGUCUCCAUUGCCUUCAUUUUGGAAACAAACUCCUGUGAAGUUGCUUCAAGUUUUGUCAAUCAAAUCGGGUGGAUGGUUAUAGUCUGUCAUGUACAGGCAGAGUACUCAAUGUUAAACUUCCAUUCUCAUUUGCUUGUAUUAUAUUCUGUAAUUAGUAAGACACUUUACUGUGAAAAAUCUCUGUUCAAAUCAUAGAAUUCAAGAAGGCAUGACCUCUCAAUGAUGGCAUAUAUCCUAUCAAAAACUCACAAAUUAACCAACACUAUUAAAUUCAUCAAACCGUUGAAGCAAAGGUGUCAUAUUGAAGUCCCAGCAGAGUGGAGGAGGGCAAAUGUCCCUGCCUUCAAGCAAGGAAAAAGGAGGACCCAAAUAGUUACCAUCCAGUCACCCCAACAUCAAUACCUGGAAAGAUUCUGGAGCACAUCAUUCAGGAGGCAGUCUGCAGUCAUUUAGAAAAGAAUGCUGUGAUUACUAAAAGUCAACAUGGAUUUUUCAAAAACAACUCAUGCCAGACUAAUCUUCUCUCUUUUUUCAAUAGAGUUAGAAACUUGGUAGAUGCAGGGAAUGCUAUGGAUGUAGCAUAACUUGAAUUCAGUAAGGCCUUUGAUGAGGUCUCCCAUGAUCUUCUUGCAAACAAGCUAUUAAAAUAUGGACUACAUAAUACUACCAUUAGGUGGAUUUGUAAUUGGUUAAGUGACCGAACCUAGAGAGUGCUAACCAAUGGUUCAUCUUCAUCCUGGAAAACAUGACUAGUGGAGUGUCGCAGGAUUCAGUUGUAGACUCAGUGUUGUUCAACAUCUUUAUUAAUGACUUGGAUGAAGAUUUAGAGGGCAUACUUAUCAAGUUUGAAUAUGACACCAAAUUAGGAGGGAUAGCUAAUACUUCAGAAGACAGGAGCAGAAUCAAAAUCACCUCAACAGAUUAGGUAGCUGGGCCAAAACUAACAAAACAAACUAAAACAAGGAGAAGUGUCAGACACUUCACUUAGGCAGAAAAAAUAAAAUGUUACAGGAUGGGUAAUACCUGACUCGACAACAGCACAUGGGAAAAAGAUCUUGGAGUCUUAGUGGACAGCAAGUUGAACAUGGGCCAACAGCAUGAUACAGUAACUAAAAAGCCAAUGGGAUUUUGGACUGCAUCAAAAGUCGUAUAGUGUCUAGAUCAAGGGAAGUCAUGGUGCCUCUUUAUUCUGCCUUGGUCAGACCUCACUUGGAAUACUGUGUCCAAAUCUGGACACCACAAUUUAAAAGAGACAUUGACAAGCUGGAAGGUAUCCAGAGGAAGGCAACUAGAAUGAUCAAAGGUCUGGAGACCAUGAAUCCCUGUGAGGAGCAACUUCAAGAGCUUGGGAUGUUUAGCCGGCAGAAGAGAAGACUGAUAGGAGACAUGAUCACCAUGUUUAAAUAUUUGAAAGGCUGUCAUAAGGAAGAGAGAGUAGGCUUCUUUUUCUGCUACCCUGGAGAAUAGGAUUCAGAGCAAUGGGUGCAAAUUACAGGAAAAGAGAUUCCACCUGAACAUUAAGAACUUCCUGACCACAAGAGCUGUUCAACAGUGAAACUCUCUGCCUUGGAAUGUGGUGGAAGCUCCUUCCUUGGCUGGGUGGCCAUCUUUUGAGGGUGCUUUGGUUGUGUUUUUCUUGCAUUGCAGGGGGUGGGACUAAAUGGUCCAUGUGGUCUCUUCCAACUCUAUGAUUCUAUGAAGAUACUGAAAGAGGGCCAUUCUCUAACCUAAAAGAAUGUUGAGAAAAACUAUUCUUCGUCCAUUGCCUAAUUCAAAUGUGGUAUAUUGUUUCUGUCAUACUAUUCACAAGGGAAAUCUGUGAUGAAAAUCUGAUUAAAAUCCAUAUAUUUAAUCUGGGUUUAGUAAAUUAGACAAUUAAUAGCAUCAGUUAAGGUAUUAACCCAUUUCACUUUCUGAAGACCAGCUUCAUGGCUGUCUUAUAAGAAAUCCACAAUGUUUAAAAUGUCAAACAAAGAGAGUGUAUUUUAGUGUACAUUCCUAGCCUCUACUGAAAAAUUCAAUCUACUUUGGAUUUUUCUUUUUAAAAACCCUGUCUUGUGCUUAUAAAACACACCACAAAGCCUAAAACUAUAUUUUUCACUCCCUUUCCUCCAAUAAUGCAUAUCUUUCUGUAACUACUUAAAAUCCUGAUCUUUCACGAACCUAUCCUAGCGUAUCAUUGAAUUUUAUCAAAUAUCUUGCCCACAUGGCUAAAUCCCUCCCCACCCCUUGUAUGACUUUGUCAGUUUAAUAACCUGUUUAGUCCUCUUUAUCCAUGCUAUGGAUAUGGCUAAAUGGCGUGGAAAUUACUCUGCAAAUGAAAUUCAAAUGACCCACAAGAGACUGCAUCUCCCUCUUUAAAUACGACUUUCUUUGCCCUUCCUGCCCUUACUACUAAAUCCUUCAAGCCAGGUCCUCUAUCUGCUGAGAUGCUAAUUGUUUUCUUCCAAAUUCAGAUUUCUGAUAGGGUCUGGUUGUUUCUCUCCCUCACUACCCCUUUUUACUAAUAAAUUUCAUUUCUGUUGAUCACACUCCAGACAGUAUUAACAACCAUAAAUAUAUGUGUGUUGUUAGGGUGGGGAUGGGGAUUUAUAGUAAGAUGUAUAUACCAGUGGUGUACCAGUAAUAAUAAUUAAAAAUUAUACCUGACUUGCCUA
Anolis sagrei ordinatus is the source of this 7411-nucleotide messenger RNA. RefSeq names its product multimerin 1 (gene MMRN1). Gene Ontology annotation, molecular function: protein binding. Lineage: Eukaryota; Metazoa; Chordata; Lepidosauria; Squamata; Anolidae. The record is from RefSeq and is a predicted model, not a curated record.